AUGGACGAUGAUGAUGACUUUGGUGCCGAUGCAGAUUUCUUAUCUGCUUUGGCUUCCUCUGCGGCUGGAAGUAACUCCAGUCAAACUAGAUCCCAACCUACCACGAACCGUGUUCAACAACCCGUUCCCCAAAGAAUCCAACAGCCAACUCCUCAAAGGAUACAGCAACCGACGCCUCAACGUUUAGACAAACCACCACCGACUUCUAACUCGGCCGCGCCUAAGAUUGUUCAACCGACACCUCAAGCUCUCCCACAACGCUCAUCCGGUUCUUCAAUUCUAGUGUCCCCGCGCCAAAAAGGGAACCCCGUAUUAGCAUCCCUACGUUCAGUGGCAUGGGAAUACAGUGAUAUUCCUGCCGAUUAUGGCCUGGGGCUAACAACAUGUGCCCUAUUUCUAAGCCUUAAGUAUCAUCGGUUACAUCCCGAAUACAUUUAUACCCGAAUUCGCAAUCUACAGGGAAAAUACAAUCUGCGCAUCCUCUUAACUAUGGUCGAUAUACCCAACCACGAAGAUUCCUUACGCGAACUCUCCAAGACCUCAUUAAUCAAUAACGUUACCAUAAUUCUUUGUUGGUCCGCUGCCGAAGCCGCGAGAUACCUCGAAUUAUACAAGUCCUACGAGCACGCGAAUUUCGGUGCUAUUAAGGGGCAGCAAGCUACGAGUUACGCCGAGAAGCUCGUCGAGUUCGUCACCGUACCUAGAGGAAUUAACAAAGCCGAUGCUAUUUCUCUGGUCAGCGCAUUUGGUAGUCUGAAGAACGCAGUCAAUGCCGACCCCGAACAGGUUGCUGUUAUUGGCGGCUGGGGAGAGAAGAAAGUGAAGAGAUGGUGCAGUGUUGUAGAAGAGCCGUUCCGAGUUCAACACGCAGCUAAGAGACGCCUUGUUGACGAGAGCAAUAGCGCAGCGGACAAAGCUAUCCCGCUGAGUCGAGUACCGUUGAGGGAUAUGCCUCGUGUGUCAGCCAAUCUGUCUCGAGGCAGUGCUAUUACAGAACCACAAGGUGAAUCGCCCUCGGAGCCUAAACAGGACCACCAAAGUCGAGAUGCUGCUAUAGAUGAUUAUGAUGAGGAAGCAAUGCUAGCGGCGGCCAUUGAAGAAUCCAAGAAGACAAUGGUGCAGGAACAGCCGUCUAGCUCGACCUCAAAAGCACGCGAGGAAGACAAACUGAGCGAUGGGAUAGCCGCGGCACUCGCAAAGCUCAGGGAUAAGGGAUAA
Messenger RNA from Daldinia childiae, 1218 nucleotides. Its product is annotated as Mating-type switching protein swi10. NCBI's taxonomy places the organism in Eukaryota, Fungi, Ascomycota, Sordariomycetes, Xylariales, Hypoxylaceae. The transcript has a single exon. Gene Ontology annotation, biological process: mitotic recombination; nucleotide-excision repair; meiotic mismatch repair. Gene Ontology annotation, molecular function: damaged DNA binding; single-stranded DNA binding. Gene Ontology annotation, cellular component: nucleus; nucleotide-excision repair factor 1 complex; ERCC4-ERCC1 complex. The record is from RefSeq and is a predicted model, not a curated record. Bases 1 to 1218 code for a protein of 405 amino acids.